CGCUACCUUGAUGCAGCUGAGGAGCUUGGCUGGACUUCCCUCCUCUUCAUCCCUUAUGAGACUAUCUCAAGGCACUGGAUUGAGCAGACUUUGGGCAAGAAGGAGUGGCAGCUGUGGCUACAGCUAGUAGCAAAGGUCAACCCUGUUGCUAUAGAGGCUUUUGGCAUAGGAGACCAGUGGCUUGGGAGCAAAGCACUUGCUGGUGGCUCUUUGGAAGGAAAGACUUGCCUGUUCAUGGAAGGAGGCCUACCUCAGCCCCUGCAGUCUGCAGAAGAA
Messenger RNA from Macroventuria anomochaeta, 276 nucleotides. RefSeq lists its product as uncharacterized. Lineage: Eukaryota; Fungi; Ascomycota; Dothideomycetes; Pleosporales; Didymellaceae. The annotation marks the transcript as partial. The record is from RefSeq and is a predicted model, not a curated record. The transcript has a single exon.